GGCAUUAUCUUUUCCUCUGACUUGGGAGAGUUCUGAGUUAGCACCCCACUAUACAGAAGGAAGAAGACAAGACUAUCACCACUUAAAGAGAACUGAAGGAACUCUCCCAGUCACCACCACAAACAUCUACAUUCUGCCCACUCUCUCGAUUGCUUUCUGACAGAGGAGAGGAGUCAGAAAUCCUGCAGCUCCUAGAUUGUCAUAAGAACCAACUUGCACUCUUAACAAAAUGGUUGAUCACCUCCUGGGAACAUGGAAAUCAACUUCUUGUGAAAAUUUUGAUGAAUAUAUGAAACAACUGGGAGUGGGAUUAGCUAGCAGGAAGCUGAGCAGUUUGGCCAAACCUGUUAUGACCAUCAGUGCAGAAGGGGAUUUGAUUACCAUCAAGACCAAAAGCAUCUUUAAAAAUAAUGAAAUCUCUUUUAAGCUGGGAGAAGCGUUUGAAGAAACCACACCAGAUGACCGAAAAACCAAGAGUAUUGUAACCUUGGACAGUGGCUCUUUGACUCAUGUGCAGAAUUGGGAUGGCAAAGAGAAUACCAUAAAAAGAAAGCUGGUGGAUGGGAAAAUGGUGGUAGAAAGUGCCAUGAAUGACGUUACCUGCACUCGAAUAUAUGAGAAAGUGUGAAGAAACUCACUCUCAAGCCAAACACAACCAUGAAACAAUGACAUCCACACUUCUGGGGGCAUUUCAAUAAAACUACAAAGCAAAAUGUCAUGACAAUGAAUGUCACUUCAACUCUGAACAAAGCUUAACAACUUUGGUUACCAUGUCAGAUUUCCCUAGAGUCAAGGUAGUAUUUUGAAUGGUUAUAAAUAAAGCAGAAGCCUGGUUGCUAUAACCUCCUUUAACUCAGGACAGAUGAAAAAAACACUAUCCUAGAGUAAUUUCAAUUUUGAUCAGUCUGACCUUUGGGGGAAAGCAUCAGAAUAUUUCUUGUCAGCCAAGAAAAUUCAAUAUAAUCUGUGGCAGAAUGGAAGUAAAGCCAAUUUCUUUUUAAACAAGUGGAGACAGUCUUGUAAGAGAAUGUGCUAGAGAAACAUGAGGGGAAGUAAGGAAGAUUUUCAAAAUUAUAUCUAUGAACUGAUAGGUAUAUAUGAUCCAAGAACGUUUUGAGGAAAAAGAAACCCAUAACCACUAAUAAUAAAAAAUAACAAAGGAGGAGAAAACUUUGGUUCUUAUAAUAUUCUUUAAAAAAAAAUAGAAUUUUAUAUGCAGAAAUAGCUUUCAAGAUUAACUAGGUCAAACUCUUCAUUUUAUAAUUAAGUAGCAUUUGUAAAAUGCUGGAAUAGAAUUAAUAUAGUGGUAGUAUAAAAUCUGUAGUAGUCUUGGUUGGUUACACAUAUUACAUUGGCUCUUGACUAAAGGGUAGAUUUAUGAUCUAGGGCCUGCAUUCAUAAUAACUGGGCUCUUAGAGGGGUAGUCAUGAAAUGGCUCAUGCUUAUGCUCCCAGUUAGAGAGCAGGCUUUCUAACAAUGAGCAGACUGGAGGUUAAGCUCCCAGCCAGGAGCUAAGAAAGUUCUUCCUCUUCUGUACGGCUCCCAAUGAGCCUUCAUGCCACAAACAAAUGACAAUGGAUCACCCAGCAACACAGGUACUUAUGAGAAAUAAUAUUAAAUCUGGCAAAUGUAUUCCUAAACAGAAUAAAAUCUUU
Messenger RNA from Trichosurus vulpecula (common brushtail), 1655 nucleotides. RefSeq names its product fatty acid-binding protein 12-like. The transcript has 5 exons. The record is from RefSeq and is a predicted model, not a curated record. NCBI's taxonomy places the organism in Eukaryota, Metazoa, Chordata, Mammalia, Diprotodontia, Phalangeridae. Gene Ontology annotation, cellular component: cytosol; nucleus. Gene Ontology annotation, molecular function: fatty acid binding. Bases 230 to 628 code for a protein of 132 amino acids. Gene Ontology annotation, biological process: fatty acid transport.